UUGGGGAUUGUACUUGGAAACUAGAAAGGAGCACUUCACCCGUUUUCAUUCUGCAAAAGUUUAAAGCAAACUGUUACCAGCUGGUGUGUGUGUGCGUGUAUGUGUGUGUGAGUGUUCCCCCCCACUUUGGAUCCACUUCCAGAAAACACGCUUUUUACCAGUGGAGUCUGCAGAAGCUCAUGCGUAAAGACAGACACUCGUUCUCCAAAUCGGUUUUUACGCACACCACGGAGUAACGCGUAACAAACCGCCGUUUCUCCAGGCACCUCCAAAGACUUUGAACGCCUCAUUCUGGCAAAGUUCAGUCGCGUUUUGAGAGUUUUGCGUCUGUGAAAGCGCGCAGAGUCAGUCCUGUUUCACGCGUAAUUUGGCACCACACAGUUUUUCGUAUGAAUCUCCUCGAUCCUUACCUGAAGAUGACGGAGGAACAAGACAAGUGUCUCUCUGAUGCCCCGAGCCCGAGCAUGUCCGAGGACUCUGCGGGCUCCCCGUGCCCGUCCGGUUCGGGCUCCGACACCGAGAACACCCGGCCGUCGGAGAACGGGCUGCUCAGAGCGGACGGAAGCCUGGGCGACUUCAAGAAAGACGAGGAGGAUAAGUUUCCCGCUUGCAUCCGAGAGGCAGUGUCCCAGGUGCUUAAGGGCUACGACUGGACCCUCGUGCCUAUGCCGGUGCGCGUUAACGGAUCUACAAAGAACAAGCCUCACGUUAAGAGACCGAUGAAUGCCUUCAUGGUGUGGGCUCAGGCUGCGCGGAGGAAGCUGGCGGAUCAGUACCCGCACCUGCAUAACGCGGAGCUGAGCAAGACUCUGGGGAAACUGUGGAGACUUCUUAAUGAAGGAGAGAAGAGACCAUUUGUGGAGGAGGCUGAGCGGCUCCGGGUCCAACACAAGAAGGAUCACCCGGACUACAAGUACCAGCCCAGGCGGAGGAAGUCUGUGAAGAACGGACAGAACGAGCCGGAGGACGGCAGCGAGCAGACGCACAUCUCCCCCAACGCCAUCUUCAAAGCUCUGCAGCAGGCGGACUCCCCUGCGUCCAGCAUGGGAGAGGUGCACUCCCCCGGUGAGCACUCAGGCUCUCAGGGCCCCCCCACUCCUCCCACCACCCCAAAGACUGAUGUCAGCUCAGGCAAGAUGGACCUAAAGCGUGAGGGGGGGCUUCGCUCUCUGCCGGACGGUCCCACCGGGCGCCAGCUCAACAUCGACUUUCGUGACGUAGACAUCGGUGAGUUAAGCAGUGAUGUCAUCUCCCACAUCGAGACCUUCGACGUCAACGAGUUUGACCAGUACCUCCCGCCUAACGGUCACCCGGGCUCCGCCGCCGUCCCCGGCAACGCCACGCCCGUCAGCUACACAGGCAGCUACAGCAUCAGCAGCGGGGCCCCGGUCAGCCCCCAGGCGGGAGGGGCCUGGAUGGCGAAGAGCCAGAGCCAGCAGGGCCAGCAGCAGCAGCAGCAGCAGCACACUCUGACCACCCUGGGCGGCAGCGGCGGCGGCGGCUCAGAGGCGGCUCAGGCUCAACACAGAACCCAGAUCAAGACGGAGCAGCUGAGUCCGAGCCACUACAGCGAGCAGCAGCAGGGCUCCCCCCAGCACAUCGCCUACAGCCCCUUUAACCUGCAGCACUACAGCCCCCCCCCCUCCUCCUACCCGGCCAUCUCCAGAGCGCAGCAGUACGACUACUCCGACCACCAGGGCGGCACCGGCGCCGCCUCCUACUACAGCCACGCGGGGGCGGGGCAGGGCUCCGGCCUCUACUCGACUUUCAGCUACAUGAGCAGCCCCAGCCAGAGGCCCAUGUACACCCCCAUCGCCGACAACACCGGGGUCCCCUCCAUCCCCCAGAGCAGCCCACAGCACUGGGAGCAGGCGCCGGUUUACACCCAGCUCACCAGACCCUGAAGCCCCCACCCACCGGACUGACAGACUGACACACAACAACAAUGACACACACAUUACACACAAACACACACUACAGCUGGACCACAGUACGUGUUCACAUCAGAUCUGAAUAAUGAUCACGACUUUUCCUCCAGAAGAAUUAAGACACAAACACACCUGUCCAUCCUCAGUUUUGUGGUUUCGUUCUUAUUUUUAUCUAAUUUAACACAAGUACAACCUGAGUUCUACAUUAUAAUAACAUUAAACACUCGUCUUAUGGCAAACACCUUGAAAAACCUUGAAAGUGAACAGGUUUAUCUGCACAAUAAACUCUAAACACAAAACAAAUGAACAUAUCAUGAUAAAUGAUCACCUUAACCCUGAUGCACACACACAAUCCAAAACUCUUUACUGAGGGGGGGGGGGUCGCCUCCAGAACCUGCUCCCUGAAUCAGACUUGAAUUCAAAGAAGAAGAAGAGGAAGAGGAGAGCUGGACUUGUGAUUGGCUCACAUCGUGCCUUUGCUAUUGUGUCAUGAUAGAAACUAUAUAAAUAUAUAUAUAUUUUUAGAGAGAUGAACAGACUUAUGAAAAUCCUCUGUGAGGACUUAUUGAUUGUUGAUAUUUCAGUAGGUACUGUGUAUGUUUCUGUUUUGUUUUUUUCUCCAUACGCUGGCAGUUUGUAACCCACGAUCAUGGUUUGCGGGGGAGGGGGGGGGGGUAAUUAUUUGUACCUGUAGAUAUAAAAUUCAAAGCUUUAUAUUUGAUCCGGUUCAGCCGCUCAUGGUGGUGCAGGAUCUGGGCCACGACCUUUAUGUGCUUUAUCCAGGAUUUCAGUUUGUUUUUUUCUUUUUAAUUUUUUUUUUGCCAGUUCCAUUCUGCAAAUAUGGUUUGUAUUUAAACUCUUCUGACUGUUUUUUGUUUUGUUUUUUUUAAAGUUAUGUGUCACAAUCUUUUGUAAAAGCUAUUAGGCAAUAACGGAGAAAGAGUCUCCGUUUCACAACUGUCUCGAUGGGGCAGUCUGUCGUCCCUUUUCACCAUCCGUGCCUUGGAUUUUCCUGAUCAUUUGCGUGUGUGUAUUUGUAAGUGUGUGUAUGUGUGUGUGUGUGUGUGUGUGUGUGUGUGCACAACGGCCACAGCUGAGAUUACACUUAACGUCCAACAGCGUGUCUUUGACAGCUACAGGAAGUCACCCUUGACCCUGGGGUGCCCCCUGCAGUCUCCCACCGUGACGGUCUCCAAUAAGCCUCCGCAUGUCUUUUUCCCCUCGGCCAAAUCCCAUUUUGAAAACUUUAUUUAUUUAUUAGCUUUAAUUUUAUUUUUAAAUAAUUAUUUUUUUUGCAUACUAUUCUUGUAACUAAUGAAUUGUCCUCUUUACAUUGUAGAACAGCAUAGAAUUUUCCCUUUUUUUUAAGUUUUCAACCCAGGGGGUACUUAGACAAAAGGUACACGCUGUAAUCGUCUUUUUUGAUUUAUUUAUCUUAUAUAAAUGUCUAUUUUAUGUAUGUAUUUGCCUUGUUUUGAGGGGGGGUUUUUUUGGGGGGGGGGUUUAUCUAACAACGUGUAUUGAUUAUAUGUUAUUUGUGAAUUACAGCUGAAAACUGGAAAAUGUUAUCUCAGUUUCAAGUUUUUGAACAGGUUUUCUCUGAGGGACCAUCCAUCCUUCCUUUCUCUGCAAACUUUUCUUUUCCUUCAGUAUAAAAAAUGUUUCCAAUACAGUUUUUUUCUUCUGCAAUGUAUUUGUACUGUCUUUAAAACAUCUUUUGUAUAUGUAUUUGCAAUAAAAAAGGAAAAGGUUAU
Molecule: messenger RNA, 3682 nt
Organism: Sphaeramia orbicularis (orbiculate cardinalfish)
Lineage: Eukaryota; Metazoa; Chordata; Actinopteri; Kurtiformes; Apogonidae
Product: transcription factor Sox-9-A-like
Exons: 3
Coding region: 390-1904 (504 amino acids)
Biological process (GO): positive regulation of chondrocyte differentiation; morphogenesis of an epithelium; chondrocyte differentiation
Cellular component (GO): nucleus
Molecular function (GO): DNA-binding transcription factor activity, RNA polymerase II-specific; RNA polymerase II cis-regulatory region sequence-specific DNA binding
Source: RefSeq, a predicted model, not a curated record